Lodderomyces jiufengensis is the source of this 1002-nucleotide messenger RNA. RefSeq lists its product as uncharacterized. Lineage: Eukaryota; Fungi; Ascomycota; Pichiomycetes; Serinales; Debaryomycetaceae. Gene Ontology annotation, biological process: transmembrane transport. The transcript has a single exon. The coding region runs from base 1 to 1002 and encodes 333 amino acids. The record is from RefSeq and is a predicted model, not a curated record.
AUGGAGGAAUUCAAAUUGCCAAUGUCACAUAAACAAAAUAAUUUUUAUCAAGAUUUAAAACAUUUUAUAAAAAAUGAUUCAAAUGCAUCUUUCAUAGCUGGAGGUAUAGCCGGAGCAGUUUCAAGAACUGUAGUUUCACCAUUUGAAAGGGCUAAAAUUUUGUUACAAUUACAAGGUCCCGGGACUAAUCAAGCUUAUCAUGGAAUGUUCCCCACAAUAGCCAAAAUGUAUAAAGAAGAAGGUUGGAGAGGAUUAUUUAGAGGUAAUACUUUGAAUUGUAUUAGAAUAUUUCCUUAUAGUGCUGUUCAAUUUGCAGUUUUUGAAAAAUGUAAAAAUCUAAUAUUAAGUUAUAGAAAACUACAUAACCUAAAUAGUCCACAACUAAGAAAUAAUCAACUAACUGGUUUAGAAAGAUUAUUUGCAGGAUCAAUUGCAGGUAUAGCCUCAGUAGCAGUAACAUAUCCAUUAGAUUUAGUAAGAGCAAGAAUUACUAUACAAACGGCAUCAUUAAAUAAAUUACAAAAGGGGAAAUUAUCAAAACCACCAACAGUAUGGGGAACUUUAAAAGAUGUUUAUAAACAUGAAGGUGGGAUAUUAGCAUUAUAUAGAGGUAUAAUACCUACAACUUUAGGAGUUGCACCUUAUGUUGCAAUAAAUUUUGCAUUAUAUGAAAAAUUAAGAGAAAUGAUGAAUGAGUCGCCAAAAGAUUUUUCAAACCCAAUUUGGAAAUUAUCAGCUGGGGCAUUCAGUAGUUUUGUUGGUGGUGUAUUAAUUUAUCCUUUGGAUGUAUUAAGAAAAAGGUAUCAAGUUGCAAGUAUGGCAGGUGGAGAGUUAGGAUUUCAAUAUAGAUCUGUUAGUCAUGCUUUGUAUUCUAUGUUUAAACAUGAAGGAUUUUUUGGUGCAUACAAGGGAUUAACUGCUAAUUUAUAUAAAAUUGUUCCAUCAAUGGCUGUACUGUGGUUAUGCUAUGAUACUUUAAAAAGUUGGAUAGAAAAGUGGUGA